This is a messenger RNA of Brienomyrus brachyistius, 1996 nucleotides long. RefSeq names its product cytochrome b-c1 complex subunit 1, mitochondrial-like. Gene Ontology annotation, molecular function: metal ion binding. Gene Ontology annotation, cellular component: mitochondrion. The transcript is spliced from 13 exons. The coding region runs from base 75 to 1511 and encodes 478 amino acids. Lineage: Eukaryota; Metazoa; Chordata; Actinopteri; Osteoglossiformes; Mormyridae. The record is from RefSeq and is a predicted model, not a curated record.
CUUGCCAAUAAUAGCAUCGGAGACACGUGCGUCGCUCCUGACACCUAGUGGCCGUCAGUUUGCCCACAGUAAAGAUGGCGGCGUCCAUGUGGAGGGUUGGUAGCUCUGCAGGCCGAGCAAUCGCUAAAGCUCGCAGUCCUGUCCUCCUGGCUUGGAAACGGGGACAGGGUAGCAUCUCCUACGCCCAGAGUCUCCAGGCUCACCCAGAGACACUCCUGAGCACCCUGGACAAUGGCCUUCGUGUGGCCUCUGAGGAGACAGGGCACAGCACCUGCACGGUAGGGCUGUGGGUGAACUGCGGCAGUCGCUAUGAAACGACAAAGAACAAUGGAGCUGCUUUCUUCUUGGAGCACUUGGCAUUUAAGGGGACCAAAAAGUACCCACAGGGGGCACUAGAGCAGGAGGUGGAGUCUAUGGGCGCACACCUCAGUGCCUACACCUCCCGUGAGCUCACCGCCUACUACAUGAAGAGCCUCGCCAAGGACCUUCCUAAAGCCGUGGAGCUGCUUGCGGAGGUGGUGCAGGGUAGCCUGCUGAGCGAGGCCGAGAUCGAUCGCCAGCGGGGGGUAGUGCUGCAGGAGCUGGAGGAAAUGGAGGGCAGCCUGCAGGACGUCUGCCUGGAUCUCCUGCAUGCCACCGCCUUCCAGGGCACUCCCCUGGGACGGAGCAUCCUGGGCCCCUCCCACAAUGCCAGGACCCUCACUCGCCAGGACUUGCUGGAGUUCAUCAGCAGCCACUUCAAGGCCCCUCGCAUGGUACUGGCUGCAGCCGGAGGCGUGAAUCACCGGGAGCUGGUGGACCUGGCGCGCCAGCACUUGGGGGGCAUGUCCUUCCAGUACGAGAGAGAUGCUGUGCCUGUGCUGUCUCACUGCCGCUUUACUGGGAGUGAGGUACGCAUGCGUGAUGACGCCAUGCCCCUGGCACACGUAGCCAUCGCCGUGGAGGGGGCCAGCGCCACCAGUCCUGACCUCGUGCCCCUCAUGCUGGCCAAUGCCAUCGUCGGGAGCUACGACGUGACCUACGGCGGGGGGAAGAACCUUAGCAGCAGGCUGGCACGUGCCGCCGUGGAAGACAAGCUGUGCCAGCGGUACCACGCCUUCCACACCUCCUAUGCCGACACUGGCCUGCUGGGCGUGUACUUCGUCUCCGAUAAGCACCACAUCGAUGACAUGAUGUUCAUGGUGCAGAACACCUGGAUGAACCUUUGCACCACCGUGACCGAGAGCGACGUGGCCAGGGCCAAGAAUGCGGUGAAGGCCGCACUGCUAGACCAGCUGGACGGAACGACGUCAGCAUGUGAGGACAUCGGCCGGCAGGUCCUGACCCACGGCCGGCGUGUUCCCCUGGCAGAGUGGGACGCCAAGAUCGACGCUGUCACCGCCAAGAUGGUGCGUGACGUCUGCUCGAAAUACAUCUACGACAAGUGUCCUGCCGUGGCUGCAGUGGGGCCCAUCGAGCAGCUCCCUGACUACAACCGCGUCCGCAGCAGCAUGUACUGGCUGAGGAUCUGAGUCUGCCGCCACCCGCCUCCAUGUGCAUCUGCUCCCCCUCUCGCCUCUCCACCUUCUCCCUCACAGAGGAAUACCAUCCAUCCAUCCAUCCUUCCUCGACCGUCGACCGUUUCCUUCUCUCUCCCACACUCAGCCCUGACGUCAUGAAGUUCUAUUCACCUCCAGCUGUUUAUUUUCUUAUUUCUGAGACUGUAAAUUGGGUAGCAAACGCUUUAUGGAGUUUGUCAGUUCUCUGUGAUGUCACCGUGCUUCAGGACGGCUGGCGCUGUGCUGUAUGGGGAGAGUGUCAGAGGAGAGCUUUGCAAUCAAGAACAUGAACUAGUACUCACCCCCUAGGGCCUUGCUGGACAUCAGAUGUAGCAGAGGGGAGUGGAGGGGGCGUAUUUAUUUCAGUGUGACCUGCGGUUUUCCUUUUUGUCUUCUACUCGACAAUAUUGUAGAAGAUCUCAUUCCAUGAGGUUGAAUAAAAGAUUAUAUAAAGUGCU